UCUGUAGACUGAACAUUAUUAUCAUUAUUAUGAGUGAAGGAACUACUCCCGUUCAGACGACGUCCAACCAUCAGAGACGUCCAUGUCACACUGGAGGAUUGUGGGUAGUGUAGUUCUCCUCAAUGACGUCGUGAAUAAAACGAAUGCGGCACCUGUUCUCUACAUCCACACCGGGACCGACCGGGCGGGCGGGGCCAGGACAACCGGUCGGUCUGCAUUGAUGGAAGAGCGGAGACCGGAAAGGACGCGUCGGUUUCACAAUAAUACUGUGAAAGUAAUGGAACAACAGCCUGGACGCUGGACGUGCAGCCGGUUGACGCAGGUGCGUCGAGCAGGAGGUGAUCACCUGUCGAAGACAAAGUGAAGAAGCUUCAUCAAUCAUCUCUUCAAUCAUCUCUACAAUCAUCUCUUCAAUCAUCUCUUCGACACGAUUCAUCGAUCACAUCUCCUCCUCGACCAUGAGAGGAGACGCGCCGGAGAAUGAUGCGACUGAUCCUGGAGCAGCGGCGACAGAGGAGACGACGUCAGGGGGAAGACGAGCUAGUAUUGUGAUGCUCCAACAUCUGAUGAAAAGAGUUCCCCACAGCUCUUCACCGAGCCAGUACACGACUCUUGUUUCAUCGCCGUCGGAUUCCAGCGGAUCGUCUGCGAACGAGUCUCGAAACAAACAGAGCGGAGAGCAGGAAGUGAUCCACGUAAGCCCUGAGGAUGGAGUCAACGUGGCCAGAAUCAACCCAUUUCAUGCGCAUAAUUUGGAAUCGGGCAGCCAAGGCCAAGUGACGGAGGACGACGGAGUGGAAUCAAACCUCAACACCCACUUUGUCCCUCCGCCUGGAUUCCAGAGCUCACCUCUGGACCUUCAGCCUGAAGUUCAGACUGUGGAAAAUGGAGACAAGUUUUCUGAGCUUCAGAAGGACCUGUUCCAUCCAUGGACAUUGGCCCAGAACUCAUCUGCCAGCGAUCACCUUCCUUUAAACAACUUAUUUAAAGCAAACCCCUCUCGAACGCCGGACCUCCCCAGAACCUCGGACCUGUUCAAAGGUGCAGAGCUUUUCCAGGCUGCAGCUCAAGCUGACAAAUCUCCCGGUAUCUUUAUGGACCCUUUCAAAUCUCCUUCAAACCAGGCCAAUGGUCUGCUCCAGUCUUCGCAGUCUGCCGUGGGGAAUCCCUUUCACACUGCUUCCGCCUCCGAAGCAGAUUUGUUUCAAGCUGUUCCUACGAACGUCAAAGACAAUCGAGAUCCCUUUACCAAAGAAAAUGGGCUGUUUGGCGUAGCCUCCGAGGAAAACCGGGAUCUAUUUUCAUCGUCAUCCACAAGUGCAGUCGACCCGUUCCCCAGCCCUGUUGCAAGGGAUUUAUUCCAAGACCUCUCCAGUGUGGAAGACCCGUUUGGUCCAACUCCCUCAAAACAACACGACCCUUUCCAUGAUGUUUCCAGUGGGACUCCAGACUUCUUCCUACCACUUCCCUCAAAGGCCGACAGCAGGGAUGUGUUCCAGACCGUCCCGAGCAACGCUGCGUUCUCCAGACCGUCAUUCAACUGUGCAUCAGAGACGAGGUUGGACCCGCUGAUGUCGCCAGGUCUCUUCAGAGCAACAGAAUCUCCUCCAGUCGACCGACCCACGACUUCCAGCUCACGCGUCGUCUUGACGACGCCUCGGGGAACCAAACAUGCUGUUCUUCAUCCGACUCCCUUCAGUCAGGCCAGGAAUCUGUCAGUGUCACCCAGUCAGUCUCUGGGUGAAAUGACUCACGUGCAGACCUUCAAACGUCCACCGAAGCCUCUUCCUCGCACUCGACCACGGAGGCCAGAGAAGCUUCCCACGCCAGAAAAAACUAUCGAACCUGAACCAACUCAACCGACUCCGUCCCUGAAACCAGCGCUCAGUCCGCUCCCAAAGCCAGUGGUUCGCCGCAAACCCAAAACUCCCGACAAUCAACCAGUGGAGCCCGAGAACUACGUGGUGUUUGAGGACAUCCUGCUCACUGGACAGGAGCGGUGUGUGGAGGACUGGCCCGACGACAGUCCGGAGCUCAACCCGGAGUUCAGACCAUCUGGAAGAUUCAGACUCCGACGAGAGUCGAUGCUGGUGAAGACGGACUCAGACGGAGGAAGUGGUGAGGACCAGGACGCCUCUGGAGCCCGGAGCAAGAAAAAAGAGAAGAAGUUCAGAAUGUCCCUGCUCUCCAGAAGAGGCUCCAAGGAGAAGUUUGUGGAGGACAUGAAGGACGGGAGGAGCCGGACGCUGCCCACCUCCCCGAAAUCCUCCCAGGAGUGUUUCUCAGACGUGCACGCGGCUGCAGGAGAAGAUGACUGGAUGGACUACAAACAGAAGAAACCGCUGAGGACCAGAGUGAACCAGCUGCUCAGACGAGCCUCCGCCGCGUCGGCGCUGCCGGAGGGAAGACACGGACCACAAGUUCAACAUGACGACGACAAGGGGAAGAAAAGCAUCGGCAAGAAGAACUCCAUCACACGACGCUGGUCGGAGGGGACGGCGCUGGACAACGGCCCUGAGGAGGAGGAGGAGCAGGACGGAGGAGAAUCCCAGCAUGAAGAGAAGAGAAAAAACAAGAUGAAGAUCAAGUUUGUGCCUCACAGAGGAUUUGCCAUCACUUCAAAAAGGGGGGAUGAUGAGGUGAAGGGAGCUCGUGGCUUCACUCCGCCUGCGAGGUCUCGGGGCGACGCGUUCGAGGACGUAGGAGAGAUGAAAGUCCUCCGUGUCCAGUCGACGAGCAAGGCUGAUGUCACGGGCGACGAGCUCUUCCACCGAGACCACGAGGACGACGAGGACGACGACUGCAAACCUAAGAAACCAACGAAGACGAAGCUGCUGCACGUCGCUCGUCGGAGCUCGAAGGGGAACGUGUCGGACGAGUCCUCUCAGAAGAAGAAGAGCAGCUUCUCAGCCGAGGAGCCGGACGGGAUGGAGUUCUACAAACAGGAAGCAUCUGAACACAAGGCUCCGGAUCCACGCAGAUGGAAGGACGCCUGCGACGCAGCUUCUCGCAGCCGCGCCGCUCCGCUGAACUCCAUCGACGACGGACCGACAGGACGCGACUUCCUGGGUGGAGGAGAGAUGUUCUACAGUGACGAAGAGGAAACAUACAAACUGAAGAAGUCACAGAAACUCAAGGGCUUCAGAAGAAGCAAGGUUCAGAACAGAGGCGACGUCGACCCGCCCGGCGCCACGGCCGGCGACUUCACGUCAGAGGCGGCUCAGGCGGAAUGGUUCGCCGCCCGGAAGGACGAGCGAGCUCUGGCCGGUUGGGAGGAUGAGGAGGAGGACGGGGACACUGACAGUUUGAUGGAGUGGUGGAACAAUGUGGAACAAUGGGACGAGGUUCCGUCCGACGAUGACAACGUGGUCAUGGAGGACGAGUCCAAGUCCUUCAGCGUCCUGGCGGACAAGGUUCACCGCGGCCUGCGCGUCUUCAACAAGGCGUUCACGGAGCGGGCCGAGGUCCUGUGGCAGUCCAUCAUCACGCUGCACGCCAUCGCCGACGACAUCCGCGACUUCCACCAGAAAGCCAAGAUCGCCGGCAUCACUGGCGGCACCACCACGGCCGUGGGCGGCGUGACGGCCAUCGCCGGUCUGGCCCUGGCGCCCUUCACCUUCGGCGCGUCGCUGGUGGUGACGGCUGUCGGCGUGGGGGUGGCGACCGCCGGGGGAAUAGCCUCGGCCUCCGCGGCCAUCUCGGACAACGUGAACAACAUGCACGACCGGAAGAAGGUGGAAACCGUUCUUCGGGAGUACGAGGGCCACCUGCUGCACAUCGGGAAGAUCCUCCACUUCGUGGACCAGGGCGUGUACAAGCUGCGCGGCCACCCGUUCCUCCGCUCCGGCACCCAGCACUACUCGGAGGACUGGGAGGUGCGCAGGACCGUCCAGAUCCUCUGCCUGGUCGACUCGCCGGUGAUGCGAGCGACGGGGCUGACGGACGCCGCCGUGGCCACGGUCCAGAGCCUGUUCAAGGGGAUGGACAAGUACUUCAUCAAGGACUCGCGGGAGCUGAAGAAGGGCUGCCGGCGGGAGGUGGUGAGUCAGAUCAAGCAGGUGGCGAACAUGCUGAACGACACGAUAGUGGAGCUGAACGCCGUCAGAGAAGAGCUGCACGACGCCACGGGACACGCGUGAUCUCCGGCGCCCCCUCCUGGCUGAAUCAGAGCACGAGGCGGUUUGUUCCACUGUAUCACUAAUCACUUCUCUUGUGGUUUCAGCCGAGAGGAGUAAAUUCAUCUGAACGUUCAAUAGAUUAUUCUUGUGUUUUUUCAAAAUAUUUGUGGAUGUUCACCUUUUGUCUCUGCACUGUGUAUUUAUGAAUAUAUAGAUUUAUGUGGUCACACGUGCAAACGUUUUUCAUCCUAGAUGCAUGUACAUACAGAGCACGAAUAACACACAUCACUUCAUCAGCAUUGAGUCUCUGAACACUUGUGACACUGUCCCCACCAAAUGUAUAUACAUUCAGAAAUAUGGUAUUAAUUGUCGGGCAAAUAUCGUGUCAGUGGUUUUUAUAAUUUUUCGGUAUUACUGGUGUCAGUGUAAUGAAACAGUGAUACCUGCUUUGCUCUGUACAAUUUAAAUGUGUUGAUGAAUUUGAUUUGAACAAAUUAAAGUGUUUUAUGACGAGCAAUGUGUGUAUCACAUCGUCACAAAUUAAAA
Molecule: messenger RNA, 4664 nt
Organism: Scophthalmus maximus (turbot)
Lineage: Eukaryota; Metazoa; Chordata; Actinopteri; Pleuronectiformes; Scophthalmidae
Exons: 36
Coding region: 459-4139 (1226 amino acids)
Biological process (GO): lipoprotein metabolic process; lipid transport
Cellular component (GO): membrane; extracellular region
Molecular function (GO): lipid binding
Source: RefSeq, a predicted model, not a curated record